AUGAAAGACUUGGGUUUACUGUGCUAUUUUUUGGGGAUUGAGAUCGCCUCUUCAGUUAAAGGUUAUCUCUUGUCUCAGUCAAAGUACAUAGCUGAUCUAUUUAAGCGUGCACGUCUCACUGACAAUAGGGUAGUUGAUACUCCCCUUGAGACUAAUGCUAGGUACUCUUUAUCUUUAUCAGAUGGUUCUCCUUUGCCAGAUCCUAACCUCUACCAUACUGUUGUGGAAAGCUUGAUUUAUCUCACUGUGACUCGUUCUAAUAUUGCAUAUGUUGUACAUGUGGUUAGUCAGUCUGUCACUGCACCGACCACAAUUCAUUGGGCUGCUAUUCUUCGGUAUCUUCGAGGAACUUAG
Messenger RNA from Zingiber officinale, 354 nucleotides. RefSeq lists its product as uncharacterized. The transcript has a single exon. NCBI's taxonomy places the organism in Eukaryota, Viridiplantae, Streptophyta, Magnoliopsida, Zingiberales, Zingiberaceae. The coding region runs from base 1 to 354 and encodes 117 amino acids. The record is from RefSeq and is a predicted model, not a curated record.